CUUCUAGCUUUAACCACAGUAUAAGUGCCAUUGUCCUGUCGGUCCUCGUCUGUCGAAUCUGAAUGUCAACGUGCAACAGAUGGAAAAUCUGAUACUCUGUCACCCAAGGGCGUCUUCUAGUCAAGAUCCCAAUCAAGCGAUAAUAGUCAAAUGUGAAGUUCCACAGACUAUUCCCAAUAACCAUGUCCUGCUAGAAGUCGACCGCUUCGGUUUCUCCACGAACAAUAUGACAUAUCAAGCUUUGGGCGAGGCUUCGCACUUCAGGUAUUUUGAAUUCCACCACGCUCCAGAUGCAGAAGGAGUCUCCUCAACAACUCACGGUGUGACUCCUGUGUGGGGUUUUGGUACUAUCAUAAAGUCCACGCACCCUAAAGUCCAUCCUGGAGAGCGAGUGUAUGGAUACUUCGCCCCAGCACGAUAUCUUUUACUCGCGGUAUCUUCGAACGUCAACAAGUAUGCUUUCUUUGUGCCUCGUCCUCAUCUUCCUCCAGACCGCCGACCGUACAACCAGAUUACGCGGUGCGCUGAGGACCCGUUAUAUGAUCCAUCACCAACUGCGGAAGAUCUCACAAUGCUCUAUCGCCCUCUUUUCUGGACUUCAUUUUGGUGUGAGGACUGGCUUAAUUCGUCCAAUUACAAGGGAGGGUCCACUCAUAUCCUUAUAUCCUCUGCCUCUUCAAAGACUGCCUUCUGCCUGGCAUAUCUGAUCCGCAGACGUAACUCUCUGCAGGGGAGUUCGACGAGACGGGUGAUUGGACUAACGUCAAAGAAGAAUAUCGCUUUCACGAAACGUCUUGCCCUAUACGACGAUGUCUUUGACUACGAGUCAUUCGAUACGUCACUUGUCGGGGACCUCGCACGGGGACGCUGGAUAUAUGUAGACGUUACAGGUAACGAUGCACUUAACGCCAGAGUGCGCGACCAUUUCCGUGCGUGUGGCGACUCUGAACUCGUCACAUGUAUUGCGCUCGGCUUGACGAACGUGUCAGCUUCUACAACCGAACCCUCGUCUGCUACUGGCUGGGGUUCCGAUUCAGAGGCUCCGCAAGGAGGUGACAAAAUGGAACACUUUUUCAUGCCUGAGUGGCUUUCCAUACGCAAGCAACAGCUUUCGGUUUCUGCGAUCACUCAGAUGCAGAAGGAAGCUUGGACUAGGCUUAUGUCCGACUGUGGAACCUGGGGUGUAUCACUUCGGCGGGUUUGUGGUCCUGACCAGGUGAAGGCUGCGUAUGAAGAGAUAGUUAAGCGUGGACUAGCGCCGGAGGAGGCGUUCGUAUGGAGUCUGUGGGGGGAGACCAGGGUGUAUGGCUCAACGGCGAAAUUAUGAUAUGGUCCUUGAGCAUCCAUCUCUCUUACGUUGGCUGAUCAAACCAAACCUGGCUAACCAUCCUCCCGGCUUCUUAGACCACAUCUUAUCGUUCUCUACACUUACGACCCAUAUGUGUGUCUUGUCGUGGCCUUGCUUAAUUGACCAACGCGAUGCUAACAUUGAUGCACCUCUCAGAUUUCAACGAGACCAUUGGUAGUUACAGUCAGCUAUGUAACUCCUUUCAAUUAUGAUAUAUAUAUUAUAACCACGAGAAACCUCAAGAACAAUUACUCCAAGUUGUCAC
Suillus discolor is the source of this 1613-nucleotide messenger RNA. RefSeq lists its product as uncharacterized. NCBI's taxonomy places the organism in Eukaryota, Fungi, Basidiomycota, Agaricomycetes, Boletales, Suillaceae. The transcript is spliced from 3 exons. The record is from RefSeq and is a predicted model, not a curated record. The coding region runs from base 80 to 1327 and encodes 415 amino acids.